AGCUGCGGAGAUUUCGCCGAGCAAUUUGCGCAUGCGUAGGCUGCUUGACAACAACACGCAAAGUUGCUAGAAAAGUGCGAAAAUUUAACUCUAUCGUCGGAAGAACGGUGCCAAAUAUGACUUCGAAGAGGAAAGAACUACAGAAACUGGUUGAAAAACUUUCAAAGAAAAAGGAAAUUCACUUUAACAGACAACAGAUAGAAAAACUGAUAUACAAAUUCUUUGAUCUCCAUGGCGGGCGAACAAUUAUGGACAAGAAUCAUGUUGUGAGGAUGGAUAGAAGCAUGUUCAGAGAUGUCCUUUACAAUUACUUCAGUAUGACAGAUGAUGUUCUUCUUGAUAGAGUUUUCAGGGCAUUUGAUAAAGACAGUGAUAACUAUAUCAAUGUUGAGGAGUGGGUCAACGGUAUGUCAGUGUUCCUGAGAGGUAACAAGGAGGAACAGACAAGAUUUUGUUUCUGUGCCUACGAUCUCAAUGGGGAUAGCUACAUAUCACGAGAAGAAAUGUUCCAACUUCUUAAGACGUCACUCAGCAGGACAUCUACAGAUGAAGAUCAGGAUGAAAGCAUCAAGGAAUUAGUAGAAAUAACUCUCAAGAAAAUGGAUGAUGACCAUGAUGGCAGAGUGUCGUUCGAGGACUACAAGAAGGGUAUAGAAGAGGAUCCUUUAAUGAUGGAGUUCUUAGGACCAUGUCUACCAGAAAGAAAGAGGUGUGAUUUUUUCUUGGAAGAGAUAGAGCAGCUGGGAAAAUACUGAAUCAGAGACAAGAAAUACCCUGCAAGUCAUACUCAGCUCAUGUACUGGACAAUUAAGGUUGUGUUUCAUAUACCACAAUAAUAAACAACCAAUUGUUCUCAGUUGUAAACGUUUCUUUUUACUCGUUGAAAUAGAAAAGUUGUUGAAACUUUCAUAAAAAUUCAGGGGUAGAAUUAUUGUAACGUCAAUGGAAAAAGGGGAAGUAGUUUUAUAGUUGGCAGACGAAAUAAUUAAUGGAGAAGUAAAGAAUGUAAACUUGUACUAUGGUGAAGAAAAAAAAAUGGUAAGUCUAUAAGAAAGAGUGAAACCUACCUGAAAUGAACAUAUUUGUUAAUUUGAACAGGAGUGAAAUACUAAGGUCACAAAACAUGUUCAUAGAUGAUCUGAGACUCAAGGUAUUGGUUAUCAAAAAAGGUCUUUCUUUUAGAAGUCACAGGCCACUCGUAUGAAUGAGUUUUAUCUGUCUGUUGUAUGUCUUGUUUAUAACUGUAUUCCCUUCAGAUGGGAACACGCUACACUAAGUGUACAUUAUCAGAAUCACACAUACUUGUGUUCGGUUGCUUUAAUGUGUGUCCGGUUGCUUUAGCCAGAAAAAAGAUGUAAAACUAUAUUUUGUUAUCUUGUAUAUUGUAAAGAUGUCAUGCAUUCAGGGUUUUUAAUGUGCUGGAAUUAGAUCUGAUAUAAGACGGUAAGCACUGAUAUUUUGUGAAUAUGCCGUUCAAUAUAUUGAAUUUAAAAUGUUUUGAAAUAACAGUAUCACAGGAUAAAACUUUUCUCUUUUUUUUUUCCUUUUUUUUUCUUUUUUUUUUCAUAGUUUCUGAAGGAGUUUAGCUGUAUGCUAGUAUGUAAUCCAGAUCUUCAAUUUGUAUCAUUUGAAUUAUGCAUUUCAUUUGUCAUUUUUCAUAACUUCUAUACUUCAAUCUGGAUACCAUUUUGGAAUGGAUACAGUUUGAAAAUUAUUUAGUAGGUAUAAUUUAUGUCAAAUUCUUUUUGGUGCCAAAAUAACAAUUUUUACCUAGUCUGUUAGGAUCACUUAAAUCUCAGUAAGUUUAUGAUUUUAUUUCAGAUGAUUUGAAAUAAUGAUUUAAAAAAAAAAAGCAAUAGUAGAUUUAUCAAACUUUAAUAUGUUUUUAUGUAUAUUUAGAGUUUCUUACAUUUACCUUAAAAUAAUAAAUAACAGGAUUUUCUUUUUUAAUCUAAAAUGGGUUUUUUUCUGAUAAGUCAGCUUUUACUAGAGUGAAAUAGAUUUCUAACAUGAUGGUAUAUUAUCAUCAUAUUGGCCUGUAUAAUUAUUCAAUAUUUUCACAUUUCAUCAUCAUUCAAAGACUCCUGUUUAUACACAGUAAAUAUUUAAUGUAUAGGACAGUUUGAUGUGGUGGUUGUAACACAUGUUGUUGGACUGGUUUGGUCCAGAUUUAUCGCUGUUUUUUAUGCCAACAGCAUUCAUAGGCGACCGUUUAUGGUAGAAAAAUUUAGAGAUAAUUAUCCAAGCCUUUUAAAUUAGCAGAUUAUCAAACAUAUUGUCAGUGUAUAUCAGAAUAAAUUUUGUUUAAUAUGUUUGCAAAUUACACAUAUGCAGCCUUAAUGAAGUUCAGUAUGUGAGCAGAAUCAAAAUUAUCUGUGAUAACCUUGUGUACAUGAUGGUUUUCAUUGUUGUACCUACUGUUGUGUUAUAAUUAACAGACCCAAUACAUUAUUAUGGGAUAUAACAAGUAUUAUAAUAGUUUAUGGAGAGCUAUCCAUGACCCCACUACCAGUUAGUAUUACCAAAGAAAACAUUAGAAAAUGUUGAAACAUGUUUCACAUUUUCAAACAGAUGUAUAUGUACCCUUAAACUUAUAACUGUUGAUAUACUAACAUUGUGCCUUUAGUUAUUAACUAAAAAAUCUUGCCAAAUAUAUUUUCAAAGAUCUUCCAUAUAAUGCCUAUAUAUGUAUUAUAAAAAUUAACAAGUAUUAAUUCAUUAGUAUCUAGGUAUGUUACUUAUAGAUAGUAUUUAAAUGAAUACCUUGUAUUUUAUGAAACUUUCUUUUUAUUUCUGUACAAUUUCUUUUUUCCUCACUGCUGUGGUUUAUUUUUAUCACAUCAAUUAUUUAGGUGUACGACAGGGCUACCUCCCCUCCCAAUGCGUUUCCAUGAUUUACAGUGCAUAUGUAUAUAUCGACCAUUGCUCUGAAUUUUAAUGCAAACUUGGCCUUUCUAUUUCUAGAACCUGUCAUUCUUAAUAUUAAUAUAACUUUUUCUCGAUGGAUUUUUUUCUUUAAUACCUUUAGUCUUAAACACAUAAAAAAUUAAGAUUUAAGGUAUUUCCUCACAAAAAUAUUCUCUGUUAUACUUAAUAUAACUACAUUAUGUGUAAGAAAAUAAUGAAUGAGACAAUUCUUAUACAUUGAAUAUUACACGAGAAAUGCAAUUUUUGAAUGUUGAAAAUGGGCAGGUAAUUAUUAUCAGUGUGAUAAUAAUCAGUUGGCAGAACACAAUUGUCAAUUUAUUUUAAUUGUGAUUAUGAAAACAAAACAAUGUAAGGUAUUUUUAAAUUCCAAUAUUCACACCGAGAUUCAUUUCCCUAAAAACUCAUGAAUUCACAUGAAUAUCAUGAAUCCUAUGACUUUUCUCCUCUGGUUUUCCACAAUAUUCAUACUAGCCUAUUAUUCAAUGACAUAUUUUAGUAUUCAUAUAUUCAGUAAAUUCCUGUACGUUUAUAAAAAGGACUAUUUUUAUGGUUGAUGGGGAAUCAUAUAGUGUAGAAUUCUGAAACGGAUUUGGAAUGUAUAAACUAACCGUAGGUACUGAUGAAUUAUACUUUAUAUGCUAAGGUGAUGGUGUUAGGUUUGUUGGAUUACAAGAGAUUAGCAUGAUUUAUCUUUUUUUUUCCUUUUCUUUUUAUUAUCAUAAAAAGAAAAAUUUAAAUUUGGUGUAGGGAGAGGUUUUUACUUUUUUACUUUUAAAGAAUGGACAAUUUUUUAGUGGAAAUCUGUCAAAGUGAGAAUAAAGCUGGUGUACGAUUGAAAAAUAUUUUUAAUGGAAAUGUAAUAAAAUGGUGAUUUGUUGGACAUUUAUAAUUGAUGUACAUAUAUGACUUUGAUAUUUAUCAUAAUAUUGUGGCAUUUAGUUGAAGAGGUUAAUGGGUAAAUAGAUUCCAUUUGUUUUAUUAGUUUGUGAUACCUAGAUAUAGAUUCUAAUAAUAUUGAUUCCAUCUAGGGUUUGUCAUACACGUAUGGAGUUGAAUUCCAAAAUACCUAAAACUUGGUCACCAUGGUAUUUUAGUUACUGGGACAAAAUGUAACAUAUAAAUUAUAUGGUGGUUCUAGCCAAUUAUCAAAGCAUUCCAUCGCCCUCGAGUACUGUUAACAUGACUUCUUGUUACAUUGUAACAUAUAUUAAUUGAGAUAUCAAUUUUGAUAUGGAAUCCUCCCAUAUUGGGAGAGAGCUUGUUUAAUAAAAAAAAAGUGUACAGAAAUCCAAUUUGAAAGUAUUUAUUUGAAACUAUAACAGUUUAAUUUGUAUAAAUCACAGAUAGAACAAAAAUAUACAUGUAUAUAUGAAUUAUUUUUAAAAUGACUUUAUAUAAAGAUAACGUUUCAAAUAACAUAUAUGUAAAUAAUCAUAAGUUGGAAUGAAAAUUACAUGACAUUAUUGGAAUUUCAUACAGGGUACAGGACAAUCUCUGGACUCACUAAGUUUUUCUGCUAUACUAAGAUACAUUUCCUUCAUAGUGCUUCCUUAUGUAACAAAACGGUUCAAGACAGAAAAAAAGGAUUCAACGCUAAGAUUUCUUCACUUAAUUAUUUAACUGAUAAUACACUCCAAAACAAAUCUACUACAAGGCUACUAAGUAGUAUAUACUCAACUUAACACAAUAUUCUCAAUGUAUCUUCAGUGGAAAAUUUGUAAAUAUUUGGAUUACUACUUAAAAAAAUUAACCCUCAUUUGUUGAGAUUGGUUGAAGUGGCAGUAAUACACAAAUGAGACUAUCUUCCUCGAAAAAUAAGAAGAAAUCAAAUAAUGCUCAUUCACACAAAAUCAAACAGAAACAUGCCUUUUUUUUUUUUUUUUUUUUUGCAAAUAGUCAUCAAAUGUGAUUUUAUAUUUUUGAUACGAUCUAAUGUAAAUGUGUAUGUACACCUUAAAUAAGCUAAAAACGUUAAUGUUUUAAGUUCUGUUAUUGAAUUAUUUCCGAUUGGUUUUGGAUUUUUUCUCUUGUGUGUGUAUCAAAGGUAUCUCCUUUACAACAGUUUGUUUUUCCAUUCAGAUUUGUAUGAUUUUUAUGUUUAAGCUGGGAUAUUACAGUAGAUUUGUGUUUCCAUGUCAUGAAUUAGUUAAUCACUGACACAUGGAACAAACUACUACAGUGCAUGAAUGUGGUUUUACCAAUAUAUUGAAGAGUAAAUUAAAAAAAAACAUGCAUAAACCUAAGAAGAGUAAUAUUAUAUUUUGGGGCCUUAUCGGGACAUUGGGUUGUUUUGGGGUAAAUAGACAUUUUUGCUACAGACAACCAUCAACCAUGACUAUGACUGCUCUAGAGUAUAUUUUCAUAUAUAGAUUCCAUUUUAUUCUUACAUUGUACGACAUUUUUGUAUGUGAAUUAUGGUAUUUUAUGCAAGGUUGAAAUAAAGGGAAAAGACAGUA
Pecten maximus is the source of this 5384-nucleotide messenger RNA. RefSeq names its product EF-hand calcium-binding domain-containing protein 1-like. NCBI's taxonomy places the organism in Eukaryota, Metazoa, Mollusca, Bivalvia, Pectinida, Pectinidae. The coding region runs from base 117 to 755 and encodes 212 amino acids. The record is from RefSeq and is a predicted model, not a curated record. The transcript has 7 exons. Gene Ontology annotation, molecular function: calcium ion binding.